Molecule: messenger RNA, 555 nt
Organism: Meloidogyne enterolobii
Lineage: Eukaryota; Metazoa; Nematoda; Chromadorea; Rhabditida; Meloidogynidae
Source: the annotation of a GenBank genome assembly
UACAUUCAUAUCUCGCGUAUAUGUCAACCAGAAAUGUCACGGGUUGGAAAAAAAGUCAGGGGUCUGUGGUCGUUAGGGUUUGGGUCAUUCAGAGUGAUUAAAAGAGAAAAGGUCGGAUUUCAGGUGUCAGAUCGGAUUUUCAAAAUUUUCUUCGAUCAAGGUCUAGAGAUCGAGAUGGACCUGGCAUGGGACCGAGGCUUGGGUUUUCCUGUACCCAGAGUCAGGUCCAGGCAUUUUUUGACCUUCCUGGGUUGUUCCUGGACUAGGAGUUUUCCUGGACUACAGGCCCAGGAUCCGGCCCAGGUCAAUAAAUCAAACUACAGAGUCCAGGAACAGGUCCAGGCUUUGCAAAUCUUAAUCUCUACAGGGUUCGAAUCGAAAAAAAGUCGGGGUGCUUUGAAGUGUUUCGAGGGGUUUCGGUAUCCCGUAAUAUCCCUAAUCUAUACCUUAAAUCGAGUGUUAGAUAAAUCGAGAAAAAAUUCAGGAAGAAAUGUAAGUUCUGAACCUACGAGAAGGUUAGUUAUUUUGAAAGGAUUCGAGAGAAUUAAAGAUUAA